Molecule: messenger RNA, 2115 nt
Organism: Trematomus bernacchii (emerald rockcod)
Lineage: Eukaryota; Metazoa; Chordata; Actinopteri; Perciformes; Nototheniidae
Exons: 14
Coding region: 230-1315 (361 amino acids)
Molecular function (GO): sequence-specific DNA binding
Source: RefSeq, a predicted model, not a curated record
CUAACUUAAACUAGCGAACCACCAGAGGCAUAUUUAGCCUCUCGUUUGUACUGAAAUAUAAUACUUUAGAGAUUGUAAAAGUACAUUUAGAUAAAGCGAAGUAAUACAAGUUGUUUGUGGGAACAUUUUAGUGGAAUAACAACGCGUUUCGAGCUGAGUUUAUGUUAAACGUGACCGCUGGUGUAACGAGGAUUUGUGUUUACCGGAAGCAGAAUGUGCUAACGUGAAGAUGCCUUCUUUUGAGUUGUUGAAUAAUGUGGAGCUUUUUGUGAAACAUGGAAAGUUUCCUGCAGACGCUACAAAGAGCUGCAAGCAAGUCACCAAAGCUGCCAGCAAGAAGUUCAUCUUUAAAGAUGGUUUUCUGUGGCGUCAUUACAGGGGACGCCUGCUCCGAGUUGUAAAAAGUGACGAGGAGGUGAAGGAAAUUAUGAUCCGUUUCCACGACAACAACAACCACGUCGGUAGGAUUAAAGUAGUGAAGGAGAUAAUGCUGAUGUUUUACUGGGUUGGAGUGACGGAGGUCGCGAAGGCCUGGAUCAAUAAGUGUGAAGUUUGUCAGAACCGAGUUCUUCCAGAAACCAAAAAACCCUCGGUCCAGUUCUGCUUUGUCUACGGCUGCGAAUCCUCCAGCUCCAUCUACCCCGAACUCAGCUUCCACAGGUUUCCAGAAGAUAAAGAGAUCCGGCAGAGAUGGUUGUCGGUGGCUCAGAGAGAUGAAAACUCUCUGAGAUCAAACUCUUUUCUCUGCUCCAAACACUUUGAGCCGUCUUGCUUCACUCUGAGCAACGAGGUUCAGCUGACUCUAUCACCUGACGCCGUGCCGACCAUCAUCCCAGAGACAGAGCAGGAGGACCAGGUCCCUGUCCCCUCAGAGGAGGACUUCCUGUUCUCUAACAGCCUGGAAGACCUCUUCUCCAAAAUCUCUUCUCCUCCUUCCGCCAUGGAGCUCCAGGAGCAUCAGUACUGCCUCCAGGACCCAGAACCCACAGAGACCCACAAAGACAUGGAGCAGAAGAGGAGGUUCCUCAAUGAGUCCAGCUUCAAGGUGUUCAACCACAUCGCCAGGUAUCUGAGCCACAGAGUCUUACCGAUGCAAAACAGGAAAGGCAUUAGUAGUUUGAAAAGGAUGACCAACCGCUUUGCGCUAAAAGACGGUGUGCUGAUGUACACUAUAGUCUCUCCUCCUGUCAGAGUGCUACGCAGCAGAGAAGAGGUAAACUCGAUCUUGCGUCAGUUCCACGACGACCCAGGAUCACUCUGCGCUGGUUUUCUGCCAGAGAGAGAUCACGAAGCGGUUUCUUCUGGGCCAGAAUGACCCGGGACUUGGCCCGCCUGAUGAUCUCUGCGUCAGACCUGCAUGGAACAGAACCAAGAGGGAGGUGGCUCCGCUGCAGCAUGAGGAGCUGCACCAACAGCUGUGGGCCGGUGGAGAGAGGCCUGGGGCUCACCUUCCACAAGUUUCCUCUGGACGAACACCUCUUCUUCAUCAGUGGAGAAGGCGGUCGGUUCGUCCCAACUGGUUUCCUCGUCUCGGAUCGUCCGUUUGUUCGUCCCAUUUCAGCGAGGAUGCUUCGAUCGCAGCGGGAGAUAGUGACGGUCCGAUCAGACGCCGUGCCGACACUCAUGGUUGCACGGAAACCAAGAGACUCCACUCACAGGACCGACCCAGCCUGCAGUGGAUGAGACUUAUUUCUCUAAGUACGACGCGGUGGAGCUUUACCUGAUUAAACGCACUUAUCCUCCUGGACUGAGCUACGUGGAGAAAAACACCUUCAGGAGGUUCUGCAAGAGGUACUGCAUCAAAGGUGAUUCUCUGCACACAGAGAGAGGAAACCGGCUGUGUUUGGUCCUCAGGAGCCGGAAGAAAGUGGAAGAAGCUCUGCUGGAUUUUCACGACGAGUUGAACCACCUCAACGUCAACAAGUGUCUCCGACUGCUCAACGAAAGGUACUUCUGGAAAACCAUGAGGCCUGAUGUGGUUCAGUGGAUCAACAAAUGCUCAGAGUGCAGUAGGAAGACCAAGAAGAAGAAGAAACAAGGAAGACCACCAACAGGAACAUUUCAAUCUCCUCUGCAGACGCUGAGACCUCCACACACUCCUGAGGAUUCAGACAG